This is a messenger RNA of Symbiodinium sp. CCMP2456, 3432 nucleotides long. Lineage: Eukaryota; Dinophyceae; Suessiales; Symbiodiniaceae. The record is from the annotation of a GenBank genome assembly.
AUGUCGUCGGGCGUGCGGGCUGCCGCUAUCGAGCUGGUGCUGACUGAAGUUGGCGCAAACAACGCCCAGUUCUUGAAACUGGGCUUGCGGGUCUUCCCAACGGCAACGCCGGUUCAGUGCUACCGCAAGAUGCACGCCUUAGUGCAUCCAGACAAAAACCAGAACAGUCUGCGUGCCACACAAGCAGCGCAGCUCAUCGUCAAGUUGUGGGACGACAUGACCCGCGGUGAGUUGUCCCCGGAGUCUUGGGCAAGCAUGUUGCGGAGGCAACCCAUGACUGGCCUGGAGCUGAAGCUCAAAAUUCUUGUUGAGAACGAAGAACCGGCGGCUCCGAGAGUUGGCCCGAAGGCAUCGCCGCCGCCCAAGGCUGCAGCGCUGCGUGCUGGUCCGACGACUGUGGGCUUGGAUCAGUACAUGAGGGCGAGGAGGCAGGAGGCGAAUCCUCCAGCGGCGAAAUCCGCGCCGACUGAGGCCUGGCGCCGCAGAACUUUUGGAUGUACUUCAGCGCUUUGUGACGCCAGGCUACUACCGGGCCUGGAGAAGCUCCCUCGGAUGGGCAGGCCGGGGGGAUCAAAGACAUCAAAAGCAUCAAAUGUGUCUGAAUGCCGUCAGGAGCCCGCUUCUGCUGGUGCAGGCGCUGCACCGAGUGAGGCCGCGCCCCUCGGAAUCUCCUUUGACGUUUUUGAUGGGUUUGAUGUCCCGCCAGGCUGCCGGCUCUUCGUCAUCGCGCACUCCGCCUCCGAUGAUGGCUUCGUGGACUGCGAGGACCCCGACAUGCACGACGAGCACCCGUUCCAGUCCGCGCCCGCGGACCUGGACUUUGGGGACUGCAGGCUGCACUGGGAGGCUGUGUCCGUGGCGGGACUGGACCGCGCCCUGGCUUUGGACGCCGUGCGCCGCGCAGAUGCCUUGGACUUGUUUGAGGAGCUGUACUGGCUUCGGCAGAGAGCCACCAGGAUCUGCGGCAAGGUGGGCUAUGUGCCAGUGCUGCAGCGACAGGGCCGAGGACCGCCAGGCAUCCGAGCCCGCCUCUUCUCCGGCAUCGGCAAGCUCCCUCAGUUGCCGGAGUCCAACGGGAAGCGCAAAAAGAGCCAGGAGGAGCUGAAGGAAGCGGUCGCGAAGAGGGACGAGGCCAUCGAUAAGCUCCCGGUGGAGUUGCAGCGCGAGCUUGGCGCCAACGUGCCGGAGCGCUUCGUGGGGCGGAGCGCUUUCAGCUUCAGCAGGCUCACCCGUUGCAUGGCCCGCCAGGGCCUCGGAGCUCUGGAGGUCGAUGUGGCCAACAGCUACUUCCAGUUCCUCGUCAAGGACGUCCUGGCGGCUGAGGAGGCUCCCUUGAUCCGCGACUACGUCUGCAACCGCGAGGCCUGGCUGGAGCGCCUCGCGCAGGCAUUCCGGACGUGGCAGGAGUCCCAGGGCGCCAAGGUGACCAUCGACCGCAGCCACAUCAAGCGCUUGCUCAUCGGCAUCGGCUUCGGCGGCUGCUUCGCCAACUGGUGCUCCCGAGAGCUGGGCACCGUGCUGGAUGAGACGGACCUUGCGGAGGCCAAGAGCAUCCAGGGCUUGGAGAAUGAGGUCCGCCGAGCACACCGGCUCGUUUGGCGGCGACUGCCCGAGGCCACCCGCGCGUCGCUGAAGGGGAGCAGCGGCGGCCGUGCGGCCUUCUUCGCCUACGCGGACUGGGAGCGCAAGGUCCUGGAUGCCAUGGUGACCGCUGCAGGCACAUCCUUGCUGGCCCCGGAGCACGACGGUGUCUGCGUCUUUCCUGAAGCCCGAGACCGGGUCCUGAAGGCCGCGGCCGACCUUGGGGUCCAGGUGGCUGCGAAGCCGGUCCCCGACGCCGUGGAGACAGCCGCCGCUUUGCACCCGGAGUUUGACUGGCACCUUGAGGCCCGACUGCCCUACGGCGACUACCAGAAGCUGCGGCAGCGCUGCAAGGAGAACGUCGCCCGCGGCCGGGCGCGCGCCAACAACGGGGCGGACACCUACGAGUACUUCGGCCCGGACGGUGCGUGGGUGGAGGCCAAGAAGGAUCACUUGGGCCACUUGAUCCGGAGCUGCCUGAAGCGGCUUUACGGCAGCAUGGAGACUCCGCCCGAGCCCCUGAACGACAUCGGCUUCGCGACCUCCUUGACUCAGGCGGUGCUGGGCGGGCUGAGUGGCCGCACCUUCAAGCCGCUGAACGGGGACCACAGCCGCGGCAAGAUGCUCCUCGCCGACGGCAUCAUUGCCGACUUUGAGACCGGCGAGAUCCGACGGGCCCUUCCCCGGGACAGGAUGAGCCUGAGAGCGGCUGCUGGCUCGAAAAAGUGGCGGCCUCCCAUCGACACCGCCUUCUUCAAGCACGUCGAGGACUUCCUGGAGACGGGCGCCAACGAGCUGAAGGAGAACGAAGAGGGCCACCGGGUCAUCGCGGAACUGGAGUCUCUACUGCAGCACAGCGGCUGGCUCCGAAUGCUGAAGAACUACGGCAGCUGGGACCAGGUCCUUUACUUGCUGCGCCUGCACGCCCGGGCUCUCAGUGGCUACGCCCGCAUCUGUGAGCUGCUCUACAUGUAUGGCUGUGGCAGCAGCGGCAAGGACGUGAUCUUCCUCCCCUUGCUGACCUUCCUGGGGCACGAGGCCUUCAACUACGGGGCGAUCCUGCCCGGCCGCUUCGUCACGGCCUGCCGCUCCGCCGAGGCCAACGCGGCGACUCCCUUCCAGGACCAGCUCGCAGGGAAGAGGGGGGUGUGGGCAUCGGAGAUUCCCUCCCACGACAACCUCAACGAAGAGUUCAUGAAAGCUUUCUGCGAGCAGCAAGGGGCUCCGAUAGCAGGCCGAGCGCUCAACCGAGGCCCCCGCAGCUGGCGCCCGCAGGGCCUCCUCUUCUGCACAUCCAACCGCGCGCCCCGCGUGCAGAACUCCGAGGACGAUGGAUGGACCAGGAGGGCGAGAGUGUGGGAGACCCAGCACCGCUUCGUCGCGAACCCUUCCGGUCCUGCCGAGAGGAAGGGAGACGACGGCCUCAAGGCCCGGAUCCAGAGUGGGGCCUUCAACGCCGAGCUCCUGUACUUUGCCAUGGGGCUCUACGGCUCCCUCAAGGAACGAUGCAAUCCCGGCACGAUGUUGAUCCCCAUGCCCGCGGAGAUGCGGGACGUGCAGGCUGAGCUGGCCAAGGGCGGCGCCCAGCGCUGCGCCACGGACUUCAUCGAGAGCUGCUGCGACGUCGUGGAGGUGUACCAGGAAGGCACUCCGUGGGGCGCCAUCAAGGAGAUGUGCCGCGAGUUCUUGGGCUACGGACAGAGCGAGAUGUCCAAGGUCAACAUGGCGCUGACCCGGGCCAACGUCAGGCGCCACGCCGCCUGCAGCAAGAACAUCGCCCUCGGACCCAAGGGUGCCCUCCGCCUGAAGCCGCAGUUCGCAAACAGGGAUCCGUUCGCUCCCGCGGUGUAG